Molecule: messenger RNA, 2652 nt
Organism: Trachymyrmex cornetzi
Lineage: Eukaryota; Metazoa; Arthropoda; Insecta; Hymenoptera; Formicidae
Product: dynein light chain 1, axonemal
Exons: 10
Coding region: 679-2652 (657 amino acids)
Biological process (GO): outer dynein arm assembly
Cellular component (GO): plasma membrane; cytoplasm
Molecular function (GO): calcium channel regulator activity; GTP binding; GTPase activity
Source: RefSeq, a predicted model, not a curated record
CCGGGUUGCCGUCAGUGUGCCGCGCAUCGUCGGACGUGUAUCGUGUCGGUCGUGUUGCGCUCAUGAGUGAGCAGUCGAGACAUGUGAUUCGAAGUCCGUCAUAAUCGCGAAAAAGGAUGAAGUAGAAAAUGAUAAGGAGAUAUCUCACAGUCGUAGACGGCCUAAAGUAAGUUAAGAAGAACGUGUGGGUUCUCUUCGGAGCGAGCCAAGAUCGGUCAUUAUACCAUUGGAUCCAUGAUAUCUCUAUCUGGAUAUUCUGUAGAAAUUUUUCCGAAUUGAUAUUUUUUCCGGUAAUCGAAUUCCACGAAUGGAAGGUUUGCGACAUUCGAAAAGAUAUUCCGGAAAUCAAACACGGCCAGACAUUUCCUGCGAAGAACGUCAAAUCGGAAAGAAAUCGUACAAAAACUUUUACGAACGUUCGUGUUUAAAUGUGGAAAACUUACUGUAAAAAAGUGCCUGACAGAAUCGAGUAAAACGAAUCAACAUAAUUUGUGCUUCGUUAUAAGUGAAAUAUAAGAACUUUACAAAGUCAUAGCAAGAUUCGAUAUUAAUCCACGAAGAAGGACACAAUUACCGAGAAAAUUGUAAAAGAUAAUUAAUAUAAGACAAAAGAUCCGAGUGGAGGGUAAUCAGGCUUACGGAAGGGAGGGAUAGUAGUGGCUGUGGUAACUUGAAAGAAUGGCGGAAGACUCUUUUCGCCGAAAAACCAGAUCGGCUUCGAUUUGUGCUCCAGGAUUUUCCAGCAUGGAACAAAUGUUGGAAGCUAUGCCACCCUCGGGAGCUCGUGAGAGAGAAAGAGGAGAACGAGAAAGAGACAGUGGGAGCGGAACGCCGGAUGGCAGUACACCUACGAGGAAACGGAGACCGGCUACAAGAUCCCAGAGCGCCCGUGUUUCCGGCGGAAAUAAAAGCAUCCGACGCCGAGCCGCUGCUCAAGCGGCCGCUCAUCAUCAUCAUCAUCAUGAGGGAGCCAGUAUGAAGUCAGCUCAUUGCAGCAGCGAACCCAAACUGACCGAGAAUGACGUCAGUCCGGGGAUCAGGAGACGAGGGAGUCGAAGGGGACAAAGCAUGCACUAUUCGCAUCAGAGGAAGAGCAACGCCUUCCUGGAUGUGCCUGACGUCUCGUCUCAGAUGCCACCACGGGAGGAAGGCGAGGAUGAGGAUAGUUACAGACUUCGUAGCUUCAGUCUCACCAGCAAAGGUGUUGUCAACAGAGGAGAUUCCUUUAGGAGAAGAAGAUCGAGAUCGAAUUCUUUAGCGCCUGCCGAUCAGCAAAAUGAGGAACGUCGACUGCCUCCCAAGGAAGUAGCUUCGCAUAAUGUUGCUAUGUUAGGUACAAGAGGAGUUGGAAAAACCGCCUUAAUCAGUCAGUUUAUGACCAGCGAGUGUAUAAACGCCUACGAUAGACAGAGAGAUGUGCCAAGUGAGCAAUCCGUUUUCGUGAUGCUGAAUGGUGAAGAAAGCGAGCUUAAAUUCUUAAACAUCAUUAAUCUUAAAAUCGAAUUGGAAAAAAUGCCAUUGCCAGACGCCUUUGUCGUAAUGUAUUCAGUAAUCGACAAGGCGUCCUUUCAAAGGGCUGAAGAAUAUCUCGCUCGACUUCAUGAUCAAGAUCUUCUUCGUGGUAGACCGGCUAUUCUGGUCGGGAACAAGGUCGAUUUGGUUCGUUCCAGAGUGGUUUCGCCCCAGGAUGGGAAAUGCUUGGCAUGUACCUACCGUGCAAAGUUCAUCGAAGUGUCGGUGGGCAUCAAUCACAACGUCGACGAGCUCCUUGUUGGAAUACUCAACCAGAUCCGUUUAAAGGUGGUCCAGAGUAACCAAGAGAAUCGAAACAGCGGUGGUAGCGAAGGUAGUGCUCAUUGGUACAAAUCUAGAGGCGUCGUGCGCGCCAGUAUGAAAGCCAGACAGAUGCUGACCUGGCUUUUCGGCAAAGAAGAUAGCAAAUUUAAGAAUUGCGAGAACCUCCACGUACUUUUUUUUACCAAUGUUGAGAAGACGUAUUAUUGUGAUACAACCAUGGCAUCUGGAAAAUCAACCAUGGCAUCGGCAAAGCCAACUACAUGCAAAGAAGCUAUACGGCGAUGGGAGGAAGAGAAUCAACAAAAUGCAACUGCGGCGACAGAAGUAAUCUUGAGCUUUCAAUGGCCACCAAUAGAAAAGAUGGACAACGCGCUGGCAACUUUGGCAAAUUGUGAAAAACUCUCCCUAUCGACAAAUAUGAUUGAAAAGAUUGCAGGCGUUGGAACUCUGAAAAAUUUGAAGAUCUUGUCAAUAGGUCGUAAUUUAAUCAAAGGAUUCGCUGGUCUUGAACCUUUAGGCGACACUCUCGAAGAACUUUGGAUUUCCUAUAAUUGCAUUGAGAAGAUGAAGGGCAUCCAAGCAAUGAGAAAUCUUCAUGUACUUUACAUGUCUAAUAAUUUGGUGCGAGAAUGGAACGAAUUUGCAAGGCUACAAGAACUUGGAAAUCUUCGAGAUCUAGUUUUUGUCGGUAAUCCGUUGUAUGAAAAUCUAGAGGUAGAGCAAUGGAGACUUGAAGUUGCACGACGUUUAUCAAGUUUGGAGAAACUCGAUGGUGAACCUAUAAUACGUACAGAAGAAAAUUCAAUUCAACUAGUCAAAACUGACAGUCCGUCGCACGAUUUACUUGAUCAAUAA